Mercenaria mercenaria is the source of this 2954-nucleotide messenger RNA. Its product is annotated as FMRFamide receptor-like. The record is from RefSeq and is a predicted model, not a curated record. The coding region runs from base 883 to 1995 and encodes 370 amino acids. Lineage: Eukaryota; Metazoa; Mollusca; Bivalvia; Venerida; Veneridae. The transcript is spliced from 6 exons. Gene Ontology annotation, molecular function: G protein-coupled receptor activity. Gene Ontology annotation, cellular component: membrane. Gene Ontology annotation, biological process: G protein-coupled receptor signaling pathway.
UUGUUCUCUCGAUGUUAUGCGGCAGUGAGCUCUUAUACCAUCAAACUUUUGAGGAAUUAAAGAAUUCAGAAACAGUUAUCAGAUCCAGGAUACUAUUUAACUUGGAUAAUGUUAUCCAAACAUGGAACGUGUUAUAUUAAUUUAUUGGAUCAGACAGAUAUUUUGACUUAUUAGAAAUUUAGGCAGGUAAAAAUUAGUUCAUCGGAAGUAUCAAAGUUGAAUUAUUAGUAUGUCAUGUCAUUUGAGAUACAGACAUAAUUUGUAUCAAAACGUUCAAACAUUUACCUUUGAUACAAAUGGUUAUAUGUUUUAAACAGAACUGGGUUUCUGCAUAAGGAUUUAAAUUUCGACUCUUCUUUUAUUGGCUUUAAUCAUUUCCGACCUUGCCGCUAUCGUGGAAAGUUCAGAAAAUAACACUGACUGAUUAUUUGAGGAUUUCAAGCGGACGGGAAUAUAACACUAUCGAGACUUUGCCGUUAUCGAACACAGUUCUGAUUUACAUAAUUGAGGAUUUGAAAUUGGGCGGAAAUACAGCAUUAUCAAGUCAUUUCCGACCUUGCCGUUCUAGUGAUAUGUUCUGAGAAAACGAUGACUGUAUAAUAUUUGAGGAUUUAAAACCGGACGGGACUUAGCGUCAUCCAGAUCUUGUCAUUAGAUAUCGUGUUUGACAGCAUAUUAUUCGAGGACUUGAAAUCGGUCGGACGGGAAUAAAACGUUAUUAAGAAAUUUGCACGGAAAAGACAGUGUGUAAGCUUGAUUGUACAUGUCGAAACAGAGAUUCAAACUAGUGUAGCAGCCAGAAUACAGAGGAUUUUUCAAUCACAUAAGAUGAGACAAAGCAACGGACUUGCAGCAAGUUUACCUGGGACACGCUGAAAAACAAUGCACGUGAAAGAAUUGAACCUUAAGGUCAACCUGACCUACGGUGAUGAUAACAUUCAAGAUGAUGAGGGCGAUAGUUUGUUACAACUAAUGUUUAUAUUCUGGGGCGUCAUUAUGCCAGUUAUUGGCAUAAUCGGAAUUGUUGGGAAUAUUUUAACUGGAAUUGUUUUAUUCCGACGAGAAAUGAGAUCUACAACAGUGUAUUUCCUGCGAACGUUGAUAAUAACAGAUACUGGAAUUAUAGCUGGUGCGAUCAUGGGAGUCUCAGUGAUUUCUAUUACGCAGCUUGAUAAAAAAGAAUGGUUAUUUAAUGAUGUGAUUUACCCGCAUAUUUUCACCCCAACGAACUACUUUGUGAUGACCUUACAAACAUUGAAUGUUUGGACAACUGUUGCCGUGUCAGUAGAACGUUAUAUUGCAAUUUGUUUUCCAUUCAAAUCUAUAAAUAUAUGUAACAAACGUAACGCCUAUAUUGUAAUUGGUGUAACAACAGUGUUUUCAAUAGUUUAUAACAUUCCAAGGUGUUUUGGUACAGGAUUUACCACAUGCGGAAAUAACUGUUACAUGAUAAUAACUACAGAAUUCGGAAAAUCUGAGUUUUAUACAAUAGUUUAUAGCGAAUGGCUUUAUACCAUUCUUAUCUAUAUCAUUCCUCUUCUACUUUUAGGAGUUUUAAAUACGUUACUAAUAGUUGAAUUGACACGCAUGCGCAGAAGAAGGAGAUUAUCAAAUACUGAAGAAAACACGGAAUUUAAUUUAAGUAUUGUGCUUGUUAUAAUUGUAGUAGUGUUUAUACUUUGUCAGACUCCUGGAUUAGUGGCACAAUUUCAGUUUCUUGACCCUGAUUUUAUAAUGCAGUGGACAUGUGUUAGUAACACAUUGUUUGUGUUGAAUUCAUCAGUGAAUUUUCUGAUUUAUACCGCUGUUGGAAAGAAAUUCAGAACGCUUCUUUUAAGGAUAAUUAAAAAUUGUCUACGUCGAAAGACCACACGUUCUGGUAGUUACUGGAAUACCGAUAGAGAACUUACUACUUUAACGGUCGUUAAGGAAACGUAUGGAUCAGGAGUAAACAGUGAUGAACUAUCUGCUCUAAAGGAAAGUGAAAAGGGAUAACUUAGUUUUAGAUUGUAUGAUGUUUCUCAUAAGUACUCUGAAUUUGUUGUCAGAUGCCUUUAUACGAUUUAAUCGAUGUCUUUCCGUUGCGUUGAUCUUUCAGUAGUACUUUAGUUCACAUGUGAGAUUAUGAAGUAUACAUAUGGAGUACUGCUUCAAUGGUGUUUCAGUUACAUAUGUGACGGGUUCUUCUAACAGAUCCAUUGGCUAAUCUUGACGAAUCAGAUUCUACAUUAAAUGCUGCGUUACGAUCAAACCUACAUGUAUAUAUGUUAACAGUCCACAUGCGUUCCCAUAGAUGAAGCUUUUUUACAGCCGAUGCAUACAAAAUCCCGUGUAUCGUGUCUUUAGAGCAAAGUUGUCUCCCUUUAUCAUUGGUUUUUAACGUGAGCAGUCCCUAGUUACAGCUUAUUUCCAUUAUAACAAACUACUUGUUUGAUAUACAUGAUAAAAUGUUGUGCUGGCAGACUGACACGUCAUGAAAUCGAAAAGUGAAAAAUGAUUAUAUAUACCGUUAUACAUGUAUUGAAAAUUUCAGUAUCAGAAUAUUGCUAAGACUGUGGUGAGAUGUUGUUUCAUUCAGAUUAAACUUUUUCAUGAACGUAAAGAAUGCAUUGAAGAGAAGAAAUGUGUUACACUUUGAUCAACUCAAAUUUAUAUGGCCUGAAUGUUAUUCACGUGUGUAGCGAAGCGUUCAUUGGAUAAUAUGGUGAUUUUACUGACUUUUAUGACACCGUAUGAAGUUUGGAGAGAGAUUGUUUAAAUAACUAGACUCUCUUGUCUCUUUGUUGACUUUUAAUGUUAUUACUGUCUAAUUGUGUAUGUUUUAUUAGACUUUAUUGAAUAUAUUGUCAUAAAUGUUUUCAUUUGAAAUGUAUGAAUUUCAUCAUGCCCUGUCACUUAAAUGUGUUACGGAAUAAAUGCAUGUCUGUGGAGACGAAAAACAUUUAUAAAAGAAA